CCUGCCCUCCCACGUUCUUGAGGUUCAACACAUUCUACCUUGACACAUCACAAUUGCCCCGGGCUUGAUUGGUGCGGCCGGUCCAUGCCACCGCCGCUCGGUUGCUGCAGCCGAGCAGACGCACUCAUCCAUCGUCCUCAGGGAAACAUAUUGAGGAACACCUGGGCACUAGCCUGGUCGAUAGUUGCUGACGACAAAUAUUCUUUCCGUCCCUCACAAUCCAUAUCGGCUGCAACUACACAUCCGUUGUGAGGUACAGGCCCAUCACGCUUGACGGCACGCCACGGCGCCGCUCCCUCCCACCUUCGCCUGGUCCAACGCUACGGCGCCUGAAUCUUUUCUUUCUUGUUUCGCUGCGCACAUUGCCAGCAAACUCGGCUAUGGCUAUGCAGACCAAUGAGACAAGUCAGCGAACCUCCGACUCCCGUGCUUGCUACUAUGCUCGCUCCAGCUCUCUCGAUCCACAGCAUUAUCAGGAGCUCGUGGAUAGAGGCUGGAGACGAUCUGGGUCCUUGUUCUAUCUCCCAGACGCAUCUCGAUCCUGCUGUCCCCAUUAUACCAUUCGGCUUCCCGUUUCAGACUACAAGCCAACUCGUGACCAACGGCAGGCACUGAAUCGCUGGAAUCGUUUCGUGCUCGGCGAUCGCUACAUCAAUGACCUCAGCAUCAAAUAUCCUAAAACAAAGGAAGAGAAAAAACUCACAUCUUCGCACUUUGAUGUUGCGAGGGCUGUCCACGAAGCCGAGAAGGAGAAUAUCAAAGAUGACGUUACGUCCAAGAAAGCUCUCGCUCGAGGUGAAAAGACCAUUCCCGAUCACAUAUUCCAGGUGACACUGGAGCCCGAUACCUUCACACUCGAGAAAUAUGAGCUUUUCGCCAACUACCAGCGAAACGUGCAUAAGGAGGACGAUGAUCAGAUCAGCGAAAAGGGGUUUCAAAGGUUCCUCUGCUCAUCGCCACUGCGCCGCACAGUAGACGACAGCGGCAAUCAAUAUGGAAGCUUCCAUCAAUGCUAUCGACUUGACGGUCGCCUUAUUGCGAUGGGAGUUCUCGAUCUUUUACCUCACGCCGUCUCUGGAGUCUACUUCGUGUAUCACCAAGACUUUGAGAAGUGGUCUUUUGGCAAACUCUCGGCGGUACGAGAGGCAUGCUUGGCAUUGCAGCAGGGAUACGAAUAUUACUACAUGGGUUAUUACAUCCACAGCUGUAAGAAGAUGAAAUACAAGGCCGACUACGAACCACAAUACGUCCUCGACCUGCACAGCCUCAAAUGGGACCCGCUCGACGAUGCGAUGCGAGACUUGAUGUCGAACAGAAAGUACGCCAGCCUGUUACUCGAGCUUUCGCGCAAAGAGCGAGGAAACGAAGUCGAACCAUCCAGUCAGGAGGACGAGUCACCAUAUGUAGAACCAUUGGAUGCUAUGGAAGCCUAUGUCUCAGGGGCAUCUCUACUGGACUUAUCAGUGCCCGGCGUUCUCAAUGCCGACCAGGUCCGUGAGCAAAUUGAUCUUGACACGAUAAAGAUUCGCCUCAAUGGCAGAACUUUUGAAACGCAAGAUACGAGAGGAUGGGGUGAGCCCGACAGUCACCUUCGAGGCAUCAUUACUGAUCUUGCGGCGGCUAUUGGACCAGUAGUCGCGCAUGGUAUUAGUGUUGACUUCUCCUCUUGAAAUCUAGACAAGCAGCCCAUGUCGCUGAUAGAUAGGGGCAUCGGUGCGUCGAGGAAAUAUGCGCAGAAGUAUCCUGCAGUUGGCGUCCAUGAAUCAAAUGAACGGAUGAAAGAAUUCAGACAGACGUAAAAAGACAUUUCCUGACCGCUUGUUGUGACGUGCCCGCAAACCUGUGCUUCUGCGAUUUCCACUACAAUAGUAGACAUGUUCGUUGA
Messenger RNA from Dissoconium aciculare CBS 342.82, 1885 nucleotides. RefSeq names its product arginine-tRNA-protein transferase 1. Gene Ontology annotation, molecular function: arginyl-tRNA--protein transferase activity. The record is from RefSeq and is a predicted model, not a curated record. Gene Ontology annotation, biological process: protein arginylation. The transcript is spliced from 6 exons. Lineage: Eukaryota; Fungi; Ascomycota; Dothideomycetes; Mycosphaerellales; Dissoconiaceae. The coding region runs from base 381 to 1670 and encodes 429 amino acids. Gene Ontology annotation, cellular component: cytoplasm.